Dendrobium catenatum is the source of this 1251-nucleotide messenger RNA. RefSeq names its product sanguinarine reductase. The transcript is spliced from 9 exons. The coding region runs from base 101 to 1108 and encodes 335 amino acids. Lineage: Eukaryota; Viridiplantae; Streptophyta; Magnoliopsida; Asparagales; Orchidaceae. The record is from RefSeq and is a predicted model, not a curated record.
CGCAAACAUGAAAAUUUUCUAAAAUUUUCCGUAUAAUGUACCCUUGAAAUAAUUCAUUGGAUAUCUAAUUUUAUCUGUUCAUCUUCUUCUUCCCCAUCCAAUGGCUCUGAAUCUCUGCCCUCAUCCUCUCCAAGUUCUUUCUGUUUCCUCAGAGAGAAGCCAAAUGGGAAUUCUUAGAAAGAACUCACCUUUACUCAUUUCAUUACAAAAUCUCGGAGGGCAAAGCUCUCCCCUGCUUCAAAGCUACAGUCAUGGAGGAAGCGCUUUUGUCUCUCGUGCAGUCAAAGAAAAGCAGACACAAACUUAUGGAUCGGCCGAAACCGAGAUAUCCGAAACCAAUCCUUCCUCUUCAAAGCUUGUUCUUGUUGUUGGAGGAACUGGCGGUGUGGGGCAGCUCAUAGUGGCAUCAUUGCUAAAGAGAAAUAUCAAAGCAAGAUUAUUGUUAAGGGAUCCUGCAAAAGCAAAAUCCUUAUUUGGCCUCCAAGAUGAGAAUUCUUUGAAGAUAUGGAAGGGAGAUACAAGGAAUCCUGAUGACUUAGAUUCAGCCAUUUUUGAGGGAGUGACGCAUGUAAUUUGCUGCACGGGCACUACAGCAUUUCCUUCCAGGCGAUGGAAUGGAGAAAAUACACCUGAAAGAGUAGAUUGGGAGGGGGUGAGGAAUCUCGUAUCGGCAUUGCCUGAAACAAUUAAGAGAAUUGUUCUCGUCUCAUCUGUUGGUGUCACAAAAUUCGAUGAACUGCCAUGGAGUAUCAUGAAUCUCUUUGGUGUCCUCAAGUACAAGAAAAUGGGGGAGGAUUUCAUUCGCAACUCUUCCCUUCCCUUCACCAUUAUCAGAGCUGGAAGAUUGACUGAUGGGCCAUAUACUUCAUAUGAUCUGAAUACCCUUCUUCAGGCAACAGCAGGAAAACGUCGUGCAGUUGUUAUAGGAAAAGGGGAUAAGCUUGUUGGUGAGGUUAGCAGACUUGUAGUAGCUGAAGCAUGCAUACAGGCGUUGGAUAUAGAGUUUACUGAGGGGAAAAUAUAUGAGAUCAACUCAAUCGAGGGAGAAGGGCCUGGAAAUGACCAGGAGAAAUGGAGGGAGCUUUUCAAAGCAGCUGAAGAAAAUUAGCUGCUUCAACAGCAGCUUUUGCUGGAAGUUCUCCUUUUUGUACAACUAUAAACAAUAUUAUUGCAAGAUGGCACAAACUUCAGAUUGAAACAGAUUGAUCAUUUAUGUAAAAUCAAAUUUGGCUCAACCAAAAUUAAAAAAAA